UGUUAUUUUACCCUUUAUUUUAUCAUAUAUUUUAUAAAAUUUUCUUUUAAAAUAAAAUAUUGUAAAUUAUAAUGCUAGGCAAGAAAUCUUUCAAAGGAGGGAACUUUAAGAAUAACAAGCAGGGAUCAGGGAACAAAUUUAAGGGAGGCCGUCAUGCCCAGGGUAAACCUCAGAAGAAACAGCAUGGUUCCUCUGGAUCAAACAAAGUCGUUGUUGUUCCUCACCGCUUCCCCGGAGUUUAUAUAGCUAAGGGGAAAUCUGAUGCCCUGGUUACCAGGAAUAUGGUUGUCGGAGAAUCCAUUUACGGAGAGAAGAGAAUUGAAGUGACUAACGAAGAUGGAGAAAAGAUCGAAUAUAGAAUGUGGAAUCCUUUCCGUUCAAAGCUGGGAGCCACAAUCAUUGGUGGAGUCGCCAACAUGCCAAUAGGAAUCGGCUCCAAAGUUCUAUAUCUCGGAGCUGCAAACGGAACAACAGUUUCACAUGUUUCUGACAUGGUUGGUCCCACUGGACUAGUUUACGCAGUUGAGUUUUCACACAGAUCUGCUAGGGAUUUGACUAACAUGGCUAAAAGGAGACCUAACAUUGUACCAAUAGUUGAAGAUGCAAGGCAACCACAGAAGUAUAGGAUGUUGGUUGGAAUGGUGGACAUAAUAUUCGCUGAUGUUGCACAGCCGGAUCAGGCAAGAAUCGUUGCUAUGAACGCAGAUCACUUUUUAAAGCCAGCAGGAUGGUACAUUAUUGCCAUCAAAGCAAACUGCGUUGACUCCACCGCAAGUCCCGAGGCUGUUUUCGCAGCUGAGGUUGAUAAACUACGUAAGGAAAACUGCAAACCAAGAGAGCAAUUGACUCUAGAACCCUACCAUAGAGAUCAUGCAGUAGUUAUUGGACAAUAUCGAGUAAAAAAGAAACAAGCAUCUUGAAUUUUAUUAAAUUAUUUAUGUUUUAGCCUUUUCA
Molecule: messenger RNA, 954 nt
Organism: Theileria parva strain Muguga
Lineage: Eukaryota; Apicomplexa; Aconoidasida; Piroplasmida; Theileriidae
Gene: MED36B
Product: putative mediator of RNA polymerase II transcription subunit 36b
Exons: 7
Coding region: 72-920 (282 amino acids)
Biological process (GO): box C/D sno(s)RNA 3'-end processing; rRNA methylation
Cellular component (GO): box C/D methylation guide snoRNP complex; nucleolus; small-subunit processome
Molecular function (GO): histone H2AQ104 methyltransferase activity; RNA binding; rRNA methyltransferase activity
Source: RefSeq, a predicted model, not a curated record